CUCUAUGUACUUUUGGUAUUAAUUACUUUCUUCUCGCAUACAUUGUUUGUGUGUAGAAAAUUAAAAACGUUCUUUCCAAAAAAUACGCGAUAAAAUACUUUCCAAUCAAUAUGAUUAUUCCCGUGAGAUGUUUUACUUGUGGAAAAGUGAUCGGAAACAAAUGGGAAGCUUAUCUUGGAUUGUUACAAGCAGAGUAUACUGAAGGAGAUGCUCUCGAUGCAUUGGGUUUAAAACGAUAUUGCUGUCGCAGAAUGCUACUUGGACACGUGGAUCUUAUUGAAAAACUUCUCAAUUAUGCACCUUUAGAAAAAUAAAUCCUAUCAUUAGGUAUAGUUUUAUCAAUUUGAGAAUAUCUAUUUUUAUAUCAUUUUUGUAUUGUUAAAUAUUUAAUGAACGUGCUGAAAAUAAUUCAUGAAAAUGCGAAAAAAAAAUAAGAAAAGAAGAAGAAGAAGAAGAAAAAGAAGAAGGGAAAUAUUUGAUGGAAGGUAGCUCAUGCAAAUGAUUCAUUUCUAUUUGUGCAGCUAGUGCAUUAUGUAUUUUAGAAUAAUCAUUAGGAUAACAGAAAUUAUUAUACAAAAUUUGUUUCAUAAAAUAGUUGCAUUAUAUUCGUCUAAAAGUUUUUCAAGUUAAAUUAAAUUUGAGGAUUCUCUUGUAAUAAUUUCAUUCAUGAUUCAUUCUUUUAUCUUAAUACAUAUCAAUAUUAAAUGCAAUAUAAAAAAGUUAGAAAAAAGUUAUAUUCCAAGAGAGGAUGUUUAUCUUUGAAAUAGUCAUUUGAAAUAUUUUCAUUACACAUAUUGUAGAAUAAAUUGAUAUGAAAAUAUUAACAAU
Polistes dominula (European paper wasp) is the source of this 828-nucleotide messenger RNA. RefSeq names its product DNA-directed RNA polymerases I, II, and III subunit Rpb10 (gene Rpb10). NCBI's taxonomy places the organism in Eukaryota, Metazoa, Arthropoda, Insecta, Hymenoptera, Vespidae. The record is from RefSeq and is a predicted model, not a curated record. Gene Ontology annotation, biological process: tRNA transcription by RNA polymerase III; transcription by RNA polymerase II; transcription by RNA polymerase I. Gene Ontology annotation, molecular function: zinc ion binding; DNA binding. Gene Ontology annotation, cellular component: RNA polymerase III complex; RNA polymerase II, core complex; RNA polymerase I complex.